CGACGCGCGUCUUGGUACAUGCUCUGCUCGCCUGCUGUAUCUUUGAAAUACUCUUCAACACACUACAAGCCCUAAUCGCAACUCUCCUGUAUUCCCAAUGACUGUGUUCCAUCCGUCUUCAGGCUUUAACCCCAAGAGUUUCAGCUCUGCCACCCUCAUCAUCCCCGCUGUAUCCUUGGGAAACGUGCCUCAACUCACUGCCGACUUACUGAUAUCUACUCUGGGUCUUAAGCGAGUUGGCUUCCUUGGUAACGGUGACACUGUCGCCCCAUUUGCUGGCGUAGGAGAGAACGGGGAGGUUGCCACAGGAGGACUGGAAGUUUAUGGCCAAGAAGGAAGCGAGCUCUAUGUCGUGCAGCAAAGGUCACCUACUCUCAAGACCAAGAAAGAUGAGCAUGUCUCCGUCAUCAGCGAAUUUGCGCAGGGGAACGAGUUCGGUUUCGUCCUCGUCGUCACCAGCUUGGACUCGGCCCACCAAGACGAUGUUCAGCUCUUGACCCCCUAUCAGCACAUAUUACCACCCACUAUCGUCUCUUCAGUUCCACCUAUAAUCCAGCGUAUCAAGAACCUCCCGCCUCUCUCCCUUGCCAUUUCCCAACCUUCUUUCGGUCCUCGGUCAACUUCUCGCUACCCUCCAUUCCUUCCAGCUGCCGGUCUCACACGCCGUCUACUCUCUGCAUUCUCCGAGGAUCAAAAAAAGAUUUCCCAUGGCGCCGUGACCGCCUGGUGCGUGGAAGGCGACAACAGAGGAGAUGCCCGGGGGCUUGCAGGGAUCGUGCUCGGCGUGCUCGGCAUAGCGAACGAUGUGGACAUUCGGGAACCCGCUUCAUGGGAAGGAUUGUUCGGGACUACCGAUGGGUGGAGUGGUGGGUUCGGGGCGGACGCAGAACUCUACGGAUAGAGGACUGAAUGGAGCUAGUACGACGAGACACUGCUUCUAUGAACGUCCAUCCGCUUCUCAGAGAUCUCCUUCGUCAGUGCUCUCCUUCGCCGUGCGGGGCGUCACAGCUUGAUCUAUAGCAGCGAAGCCCUCCGAACAGCCGCAUAAGCCCCACGCCAGAAUUGUCCUUUCUCCAGACUGCUCCUUUGAAGCAAAGCUCCGCAAGAAUGGAUUCUGGCUCCACUUUGCUCGGGCUUCCUCUCACUGCAGCUAUACAUGACAUUUCGACAAAGGGCAUCAUGCUAAAAAGGCCCGAGUGGCAAUGAGACACCAAGUGUCUUUGAUGGAAUAAGAGAUCUUUGGCGGAGUGGGGCAUUGCCCGGUA
Molecule: messenger RNA, 1265 nt
Organism: Cryptococcus amylolentus CBS 6039
Lineage: Eukaryota; Fungi; Basidiomycota; Tremellomycetes; Tremellales; Cryptococcaceae
Exons: 6
Coding region: 98-901 (267 amino acids)
Biological process (GO): proteasome assembly
Cellular component (GO): nucleus; cytosol
Source: RefSeq, a predicted model, not a curated record